AUGGGAGAGAAUAAUUGCGGCGAGAAAACGCGCGUUCUAGUGGUUGGCGGUACGGGGUUGUUGGGGAGGAGGAUUGUAAGGGAGUGUUUGGCUGAGGGACACGAGACUUACGUUCUGCAGCAACCAGAGAUCGGAGUGAACAUCGACAAGGUCCAACUCCUUCUCUCUUUCAAAAGACAAGGCGCACAUCUCGUCGAAGCCUCAUUUUCCGAGCAUGAGAGCCUUGUCUCCGCCGUUAAGCAAGUCGACGUCGUUGUCUCCACCAUUUCCGUUGCCCAUUUCCCCACCAGUAACAUCGACGUUCAUCUCAAGCUCGUUGAAGCCAUCAAAGAGGCUGGCAACAUCAAGCGAUUUUUACCAUCAGAAUUUGGAAUGGAUCCGCCUCGUAUGGAGAAUACGCUUCCGCAAGGAAGAGAAACAUUCGAUCAAAAAAUGGAAGUACGAAAUGCAAUUGAGGCUGCGGGAAUCCCCUACACGUACCUAGUCGGAGCUUGUUUUGCUGCAUUCUUCGUCGGAAACUUAUCUCAAAUGGGAACUUUGAUCCCUCCAAAGAAAAAAGUCGAUAUUUAUGGAGAUGGAAGUGUCAAAGUGGUAUUCGCAAAUGAAGAUGACGUCGCAAAAUAUACCGUAAAGACACUUAACGAUCCCCGAACGGUGAACAAAACUGUGUAUAUUAGACCUACCGACAACAUUCUCACUCAAAUGGAACUAGUUCAGAUGUGGGAGAAACUAACCGGAAACGAAUUGGAGAAAACGAAUGUUGCUGCAAAAGACUUUCUUGCCGAUAUUGAAGAUAAGGAAAUACCACACCAAUCGGGAUUAGGACACUUUUACAACAUAUUCUACGAAGGUUGUCUCACAAAUCAUGAAGUCGGAGACGACAAAGAAGCUUCUAAACUCUACCCGGACGUGAACUACACUCGCAUCGAUGAAUAUUUGAAGAUGUUCCUCUGA
Messenger RNA from Arabis nemorensis, 954 nucleotides. Lineage: Eukaryota; Viridiplantae; Streptophyta; Magnoliopsida; Brassicales; Brassicaceae. The record is from the annotation of a GenBank genome assembly.